AUGAACAGAAACUUUCUCAUUGCUUCGAUACUCAUCGGAGUUCUUCAAAUAUUGUCAGUCAGUUCUAUUGAACUAAUUGCGUACUUUUCCCAAAGUGGACUUCACGGAGAACUUCAUUUUACGAAUUCAAUAACAAAUCCGAAAUUAGUGAAAGUGAAAGCAUUUCUAGAAGCGACCUUGCAAUACUCAGAACAGAGUUGGUCCUGGGGACUGUACAAUAAUCCAAUUGAUUACUCAAUUGUCGAUCCAAUUGAAAGAUGUAAACGCGAUCGUGUUGGUCGCGAAUUAAUUUCUUUUGAUGACAAACUUGGAUACUUAAUAUUACCUGGUAAUGAAUCAUCAACGUGGAAUGAUGUGGACUUAAACUUGUCCGGUGAAAAUGGCCUUUGGGGUCGCUCUAUUGUAAUGACCAGUGGCAGUGAUAGAAAUGUCCGAAUCUGCUCGACAAUCACUAAUAAAAUUUCAUUCAAUGAACAAAAUGAGAUGGAACAUAAUGCAGAAGCAAAGUUCCGUAAAGGUGUUACUGGUAGCAUGUAUUUCAGGUGGCUCAAGUCUGAGAAAAGUUUCAAUUCUGAUUUGCUGAUUUACUCGAAUUUACAUCAUUAUGGAGGUGCUGAUAAACAUCUUGACUCUUCAUUCCCAACAACAUCAGCAAUCUCACUAUUUUCAUGGAAGAUCUACGCCACAGACAUCUUUGACCAAACAACAGACAGAAUUGAAGAGAAUUGUAAUGUCCUGCAAACAAUCUAUGAUCCACAGAAUUAUGGACCAGGAAAUUCAAUUGGUGACAUCGAUGAUCGAGUUGGAAAGCUAAGGAUUAGUGACAAAUUAAAUGUUAAUGCCAAUCAAGUCUUUCAAGACAAUCAGUUGCAUCUUAUGGAAUCAGACAUAAAUGGACCAUCAAGAAAGCUUUAUGUUGUGAUUUUAGACAGCAGAAAUGACUUUUUGGGAUGUGCUAAAAUUCGAUUAUUAAAGCCUCGUGUCGCUAAAUCAUUUAUCAACUCUAAUGGAAUCAAGGGAGAACUGACACUAAUCCAGAGAUCAAGAUUUGAACCAACAUGGUUAAACUUUACUUUCGCUGCUGCAGAUGGAACUUUACAGUCCAAUUUUGAGUAUGCAAAGAAUAUAGCAAGCUUUAAAGUACAUAAUUUACCACCAACAAAUCUUCAUGCUGAUUACUGCAAGACAAUGGGUGACAUAUUUGAACCAAGACAUGAAUUUAAUGUUGAAAACUAUCCACCACCUGGCUAUGGGACUCAAGAUCAAUACUAUAUUGGAGAUUUGCUUGGUAAAUUGAGUGGAAGGAACAAGAUGGACAGGCAUAAGUACAUAAUCGAGGAUGGAUCGAAUGAACUAAGUGGAAUCUAUUGGGACUUGUUCCUGCCAUUAGCUGGAAGGCACUCAAUUGUUAACCGUGGAUUUUCUCUAAAUCAAUUCGAUCGUUCAAAUCCACAAGACAUAAAAGAGUUUCCAACUGGCUGCAGUUCAUUUUCACUUUAUGAGAGAUCUAAAAACUACCAAAUUCCAAUGCAGACCCUCCAAGCUCAGUUUAGGUAUCCAUUAGUAGGAAAGAUUCUUUUCCGUCAGCCAAAAGAAGAGCCAUGGCAUGACACAACUGUUAUUGUUGAAUAUUUAAUACAUGCUGAUGGUUCAAGUCUUAAUAAUACAGAUGAACAUGAGUGGAGUAUCCACUUACAUGCACCAAAUAUCGAUUAUUAUUCUUGGCAGAAUCGAUGUGUGUCUACUGGUGAUAUUUUCAAUCCAACAAAGGUUCCAACAAAUGAGCGAUGCCUUGAUGAUGGUAAUAAGUUGUGUAGAUUAGGUGAUUUAUCAAGGUUGGGAACAUUGAACAUAGCUGGUGGAAAAAUUGACUCAUUAAGGUACACAAGGAAAUUAUUCACAGACGACAACCUUCCUCUAAGUGGCUUCAGCAACAUUCUUGGCAAAUCUAUAACAAUUUAUGGGAAAAACGGUCCAGUAGCCAGAGGAGAACGUCUUGGAUGCACAAGAAUUGAAGGUUUUCAUCCACGAAAAAUCAUAGCAAAGAACUGGCAUCCAAAUGGAGGUCAAUUACAAUUAAAAGGCAAGGUUGAGAUGUAUCAGCAGUCUGAAUAUGAAAUAACGAAUGUUGAAGUCAGUUUUAAAGACUUGGACGAUACUUCUUGGUAUCAUAUCCAUCAGACAUCAGUUGAGGAGGAUUUAGAAUUUCCAUGCGAAGAUUCAACACUUUAUGGACAGUAUAAUCCAACUCAUAUUAAUCCAAAGUUAUCGCCAUUGCCAGUAGUUGGAACUACAGAUCAGUAUCAAAUGGGUGACUUGUCUGGAAAGUUUGGAACACUCGAUGGACUGACUGAAUAUGCGAUUAACUAUAAUGAUACUCUUCUUCCACUUUUUGGCUAUGAUAACAUUGUAGGGCGGUCUGUUGUUGUUCAUAAACGUGAAAAGUUCUUCAGAUGGGCAUGCAGCACUUUAGAACGAGGAUAUAGUCCAAGUGAAGCUCGAGAGAUUCGUGGAAUUGCUUCCUUCCAUAAUCCACUUGGUUAUGCUUGGGGAUAUUUGAGAAUGACUCAGCUGAUUGGCAAUGAUGGAAGUCAGAGUGACACAAUUAUAGAAGUAAAGCUACGACAUCCAGGAGAUGGCAAUAGAAACAUCACAAGACAUCAUAACUGGAGUGUUUUUGUUAAUCCUGUUAGUGUUGAUGCAACAGUACAGCAAACUGCAACUAGAUGUGUGGCUGGUGGAUAUGUAUGGAACCCACAUUAUACUCAACUUGCUGAUCCUUUGAAUGAUGAACUUUAUAGACAGGAAUGUGGUCGAGAUAAUCCACUGAGAUGUUAUGUUGGUGAUGUCUCAGCAAGAUUAGGCACAAUUAAUAUUGGAGUCGACAGAAUGAUAUUUUCUGAUCCUAAUUUCCCAUUGGAAGGUGACAUUAGUGCCAUUGGACGUUCAAUUGUUAUUUACGGUGCCAAUACAUCAAGUGAACGUUUUGCUUGUGCCAAUAUUGAGCCUGAUUAUGACAUUGUCAAGUAUGUAAAUGUGGAAAGACCACCAAGAUUCGUCCUAUCUCAAUUUAUCGACGAAGUAAGAAGGGUCAUGGCAAUUCCUGAAUGGUUCCUACACAUCGAUUCAAGAACAACUCAAAUUCUUCAUAAUGGUGCCUGUGUGGCUUUUAAAUUGCACUUUAAAGGUCCAAAAGCUCAUCAAUUGGAACAAGAUUUUUCAAAGUUAAUGUCAACUGGUCAAUUAGCAGAACCGUCACUUUAUGUUCCUGGCUAUGUUAAUCAAAAGAGAAAGAAGAAGAUUGCAUACAGAAUCUGUAGUGUUAGGGAUCCAAAUGAUAAGAAGAAGAAACCAAAUCGUAUUUUAAGUAAAUCUUCAUCAGCUGUGCCUCUUACUAGAAUUACAUUCAACAUCUCAUUUAUUUUAAUUUUUCUUCAUUGGAUUUUGUAG
Molecule: messenger RNA, 3450 nt
Organism: Chironomus riparius
Lineage: Eukaryota; Metazoa; Arthropoda; Insecta; Diptera; Chironomidae
Source: the annotation of a GenBank genome assembly